AUGUACUCCAAUUCCGAUGGCCGCAAGUCGGUCGAUAGCUUGACGUCGCCCGCCGGCGUCACGCACCGUGCCGACUUUCCCUUCCACAAGCAACGCCGAGAAUCCGUCGCUAGUUCCACAACUUCCAUCGGCGGCACUUUGGACACGGCCGUGGGAGGAGGAGGUUGGCCCAACACUCUGCAGGAGGCAGGACAGAAUGCAAUCUCCACAUUACUCCAGCCGCCCAUCGUCCGCUCUGGCUUCCAGCCGCACACAGCCGCCCCGGCACACAGCACGCACAAACCGCCGACGUCGCGCGAUAUCCCGCCUGUCAAGCUGACGAACAUUGAGCAAGUCGACUCGUCUGAGUUCUCCUCGUAUUUGCGGCAGGUCGGCAGACUACACGAGCAGCUCCAUCGAGCCAAAGAGCGGGAGGACGAGCAGCUGGCCACCGCCAUUGGCACGCCGCGCAACAACAGCAAGGAAGACCUUGGCGAGAGCGCGGCCGACGGCCACCUGCGGCCCAGCGCGUCGCGCCGGACGUCGUCCACAAGACGGCUGUCGGUCUCUUCGAUUUCGUCGGCCACAUUGGUUGAUGCUCCGAGUCCGGUACGGCGUAGCUCGUCAAACUUCCGUCGUCAGAAUCUUGGUCCGCCGCCGUUGAGCACCAUUCCCAGUGUCUACUUUGACGAAUCUUUCCACCUGGAGAAUCCGCGUACGUUUGAUAUUGUCAGCGAGCGGGCUCAGGUGAUCUCCACCUCUCUGGACGCGGAGAGCGAAAAGGACAAGGACGCAGCGCACAAUGGCGGUGCCAGUAACAGCACGGCUGCGCCGCGGAAAACGCUUGCCAACAACCAGAUUCUACAGGAAAAGCUGUCUUGGUACAUGGACACGGUGGAAAUGCACCUCAUUUCGUCCAUAUCGACGGCGUCCUCGGCGUUCUUUACUGCGCUUGGGGCGCUUAAGGAGCUGCACACAGAGGCUGCUGACUCUGUCGACCGGAUCAAGGCGCUGCGCACGGAGCUAGGCGGUCUCGACGAAGAGGUAGCAGUGCGCGGCCUCGAUAUUGUGCAGAAGCAGCGCCGCCAGCAAAACACUCUCAAGUUCCGUGCCGCCGUCCUGCAGCUGCAAGACAUUGUCAGUGGUGUCACCGCGUGCGACUCUCUUAUUGACGCGGGCGACGUGGACAAGGCACUAGACAGCAUCGACGCACUGGAGAAACUGAUUGCCGGCGAGCACGAUCCAAAGGCGAAUGUGACGCAGCCGCGCGGUGGCUACGCGCUGUGCGACUUGCGCGGUGCGGCAGCCUUACAAGGCGUUGGUGGCGACAUUGCAUCGCUCCGCUUCCGUAUCGGCAAGGCCUACGAGGCGAAGUUUGUCACGGCACUCAUGAAGGACAUUCGCAACCACGCUGAGACCGUCUCCAGCCAGGACGUGCUGAUGCGUUGGAACAGUGCCGCGAUGCGCUCCCGCGGCGGCCACAACCGCGAGCCGUCCGCGUUCCCUGCGUACCUCGCGUCCACCGACGAGCUACGAUCCGAGCUCUUGCCCAUCCUCACGGGCCUCUACAGGGCCAAGCACGUUGCCGCGGCGGUUCAAGCGUUUAGAGAGGCGGUGCAGCGCGAGAUCAAGAGCCUGAUCCGGCGGCCACUGCCGAGCUCCAACGACGACGACAAUGAGUCCGUCAUGUCAUCCUCGACAGCCGGCAGCUCACGUAACCUGUCGCAGCACGAGAAGUCCUCCAAUCUUGCCAGGAAUCUGCGCGCGCUCGACCCGCAGGACGCGGAAGAGCUGCUCGUCAAGGUCUACAUUGGUGUCACGGAGACGCUGCGGCGCUUCACUACCCACGGUAAGGUGCUGCUGGAUGUGGCGAGCUCCGUCGGCGACGACCAGAUUCCAGAGGGCCUCAGGUCGCCGCCGUUUAGCCCGUCCGGUCGGCCGAUGCAGCACAUCUCUGACACCGGCAUGGCGGUGCAGGGCGAGGUCCACAAGACGCUCGAUGUCAGCAACCUGCUUGGCCAGGCCGUGGACGUGGCUCAGGACAAGAUCGUCAAACUCUUGCGCGUCCGCCAGGAGCAGAGCUCGAGUCUCUCGCUCAAACUGUUCCUGCGCUACUUCACACUCAACGUGCACUUUGCCAACGAGUGCGAGGCCAUCUCUGGUCGCAGCGGCACAUCCUUGAAAAACGUCGUCAACAUGCAGAUCAAGGACUUUUUGAAGGGCUACGGCGAUGCUGAGAAACAGAAGCUGGCCGUGGACAUGGAUAAGGAUCAAUGGAUAGCCAAGGACGUCAGCGACGAGGACAACGAAGUGCUGCAGCGUAUUUUGAACGCGAGCACAAAGGACGCACCUUCAUGGACUACGGAUGUUAAGCUCUGGAUUCCCAUCACGACAGACGACUUUAAAGAAAGCACUGACAACCCCGCCAGCCUCAGUACUGACGCCGUACCGGACGCGGCCGCUGCUAACGGCAAGGCAAAGGUUCGCGGCGCCACUAUUGACGAAGAAACCUUUUCGCUGCCCGCGUCGGCCUUGGUUUGCAUCCAGGGCAUUUCGCGCUAUAUGCACCUGGCAGUGGCCAUUCCGUUUAUGACCGCCGAGGUGGCAUCGACACUCGUUCAAUAUCUGCAACUGUUCAACUCGCGAUGCACACAGCUCAUCCUCGGCGCUGGUGCCACGAGAACCGCCGGUCUCAAGAACAUUAAUACGCGCAAUCUUGCUAUUGCGGCCCAGUCGCUCUCAUUCUUGGCGACACUCGUUCCGUAUGUCCGCGAGUUUUUCCGGCGACGCGCCAACUCCGUUCCGGGCGUGACGGCGUCGAGCCUGAUGGGCGAUUUUGAUAAAGUUAGGCGCUUGUACCAAGAGCAUCAAAAUAAUAUUUUUGAGAAGCUCAUGGAAAUUAUGAGUGCUCGCGCGCAGGUCCACGCCCGGACGAUGGCUAAGAUCACGUGGGACAACGACGAUAGCGAGCCCGGAGUGCACGCGUACAUGGAGACGCUAGUCAAGGAUACGAUAACGCUGCACCGCAACCUCGUCAAGAACCUCCCCGAGAGCAGCGUGCGAUUUAUUAUGGUGCCCGUGUUUGCUAGCUACACAGAGCAUCUGAGCAGCGUGUUGACCACGGCCGAAGUCCGCACCCGGAAGGGCCAAGAGAAGUAUGUGCUGUUGACCCCAGUUGCCGAUGAAAAUAAACGAAACAAAAGUAGUGAACUAACCAAUUAUAACAGCAUGCUCCAAGACCUCGAUUACUUCAAGAACCGCCUCAGUAAGAUUGAUGGGUUCGAAAAGACGGGUGACGUGCUCCGGACGAUUGCUACAAACAAAGUUAUCAAGCCGCCUACGCCUCCUCCUCCGCCAGCGGUGCCAGUCGUAGAGCCUUCCGUCGAAAGAAAGCCUUCGGGCGAGUCCCUAAAGGAGACCACAAAGGAAACCGACAAGGAGGCCAACAUGGAGACCGCCAAGAAAGGCGACGUCAAGGCGGAGAACAAGGCCAAGGAAGACAGCGACAACGACGAUUCUGCACCCCCUCCGCCCCCUCCAAAAGACGGUACUUCCACGACUACGAAGGAAGCCGAAAAGAAUGACGAGGCUAAACUCGAGACAAAGCUUGAGGAGAAGGAGGCGAAGGAGGAAGAAAAGGAGAUGAAGGAGACGAAGGAGGAAAAAAUGGAGAUAGAAGAGGACAAAUUAGGAGAAGAGAAGCCUGAGAAGGCGGAACCCGUGGAGACUGUCGAGAAAGAAGAGAAGCCGGCACCAGUGGAAAGCAAGAUGGUCGACGAAAGGGCAAGGCCCGAAGCCAAGAAGAAGGACGAACCCAAGGCCGAACCCAAGAAGUCCGAGGCGUCAAAGAAAAACAAGAAAAAGAAGGCCAAGAAGGCAGCGGCCAAGAAGGCAGCGGCCAAGAAGGCGGACGACAGCUCCUCCGAAGAGGGCAGCGGCGACGAGAAGUAG
This is a messenger RNA of Sporothrix schenckii 1099-18, 3930 nucleotides long. Its product is annotated as GARP complex component (Vps54). The transcript is spliced from 3 exons. The coding region runs from base 1 to 3930 and encodes 1309 amino acids. Gene Ontology annotation, molecular function: syntaxin binding. Gene Ontology annotation, cellular component: GARP complex. The record is from RefSeq and is a predicted model, not a curated record. Gene Ontology annotation, biological process: retrograde transport, endosome to Golgi; Golgi to vacuole transport. Lineage: Eukaryota; Fungi; Ascomycota; Sordariomycetes; Ophiostomatales; Ophiostomataceae.